UCUCUUAUUCAUCCAUCCAAUCAAACAUUAUCUCGUAAUUGUUGUCGUAUCUUUUAUACCAAAAAAUAAAUAAAUAAUAUAAUAAGGUGUGGGAAAUUUUCCGACGAAAAAUAAAAUUAUAUUCUCUGGCAAUGGAGUCAAGAGUCUCUCAGUCAACUAUCCACCUCUUUGAUAAUCUCUCUCGCACACAAAGCUCUGUGACAUUCAUCCUCCCCUAAUUCCUAUGGAUUCUUCACUUUAUCUAAUUUGUAGCUGGGUUGCUGCAAUCAGUUUCCUCACGAUUUUGGCUACGUUGUUGUUUAUGGUUUACAAAAAAAACAGAUCCGUAACUGCUUCUUUUUCACCUCCCAAUUGGAAACACCAAAGCUACUGCGAACCGAGUCUACACUUAGUUGAGAUGGAACCGAGUCUAGACUCAGAUGAAGGGAACAUGGACAACUGUGAACCAGAGCAGAGGCUGGAAGCGUUUAUUUCACGGUUUAACUCGGAACUUAGGAAACAGAGGCAAGAGCAUAUCAUCACAAACGAAGAUUUAAAGGAAAAAUUAUAUACAAGUGAAAGAGCUUCCCAAGGAUCAUCUAGUGGAGGACUACCCGCGGUCUACAUUUAUUGCGCAAAUACAUUACAGUACUCCUUCGCUAGCCACCUCUCCAUGGGUUUCCACAGAAAAGGCAUAUAUGCAUCUGCAAAUAGCAAUGAGACUCUGGAUGUGAUGGAGGGAGCUAGCGCUUCUGUGGUGGUUUUUUCGAAGAACUACUUGUCCUCCCCCUCAUGCCUGGAUAAGCUCGUGAGGGUUCUUCAGUGCAGGAGGAAAAGCGGCCAGCUGGUGGUUCCAGUGUUCUAUGACGUCAGUCCAUCUAAUGUGGAGGUGCAGGAGCAAGAGUCAGUUGAUCGGAUAAGCGCGCUCCAAGAGCUGAGAGAAUUCACAGGCUACCAGUUUAGAGAGGGAUGCAGUGAGUGCGAACUCGUGGAAGAGAUUGUUAAAGAUGUCUAUGAAAAACUCCUUCCCGCGGAACAAAUAGGAAUCAGCUUAAGGCUCCUAGAGAUAGAACACUUGCUUUGCAAACAGCCAUGGGGUAUCCGUCGCUUAGGAAUCUGGGGUAUGCCCGGCAUAGGCAAGACAACACUUGCUAAAGCAGUUUUUGAUCAGAUCUCUGGAGGCUAUGAAGCUUUUUUUUUCAUCAAACACUUUGACAAAGCUUUCAACGAGAAGGGACUUCACUGUUUGUUGGAGGAACAUUUUGGGAACAUUUUGAUGGACUUGCCUCGCGUAUGCAGUAGCAUUACAAGACCUAGCUUCCCCGGGGAUAUAUUAAGCAAGAAGAGAACUCUUGUUGUUCUUGAUGAUGUGCAAAAUCCUUUAGUUGCCGAGUCUUUUCUCGGUGGGUUUCAUUGGUUUGGUCCGGGAAGCCUAAUUAUCAUAACCUCCAGAGAUAAGCAAGUUUUCCGCCAUUGUCAAAUCAAUCACGUGUAUGAGGUUCAGAGCUUAAAUGAGAAUGAGGCUCUGCAGCUAUUCUCUCACCAUGCUAUUGGAGAAAAUAUAAGAGAAAAAAAAUUCAUGAAACUAUCAAUGGAAGUGAUUGACUAUGCUAGUGGAAAUCCAUUAGCUCUCAGCUAUUACGGAAAAGAGCUCAAGGGAAAGAAACUGUCAGAAAUGAGGACCACAUUCCUCAAACACAAGCUACGUACGCCAUAUAAGAUUCAAGACUUAUUCAAGAGAAGCUAUGAAGCACUUAAUGACAGCGAGAAGAACAUUUUUCUGGACAUUGCUUGUUUUUUCAAGGGAGAAAAUGUUGACUAUGUGAUGCAACUGCUUGAGGGGUGUGGAUUUCUACCACAUAUUGGGAUUGAUGUUCUUGUGGAGAAGUGUCUGGUUACUAUUUCAGAAAACAGAGUGAAAAUGCAUAGAAUAAUUCAAGACUUCGGCAGAGAAAUAAUCAACGGAGAAGUAGUACAGAUCGAGCGGCGUCGCAGACUAUGGGAACCUUGGACCAUCAAAUUUCUACUUGAAGAUGACAAACUCAAAGCAAACGUCAAAUCAACCUAUACACGUCCUCUGGGCACUGUAGACAUAGAAGGCAUAUUUCUAGACGCAUCGAACUUAAGCUUUGAUGUGAAGUCUGGUGCUUUUAAGCAUAUGCUAAGCCUUAGAUUCCUGAAGAUUUAUUGUUCCAGUUAUGAAAAAGAUAGUAGAGUCCUCCUUCCCAAAGGACUUGAUUCUCUGCCGUAUGAGCUAAGACUCCUCCACUGGGAGAACUAUCCUUUGAAAUCCUUGCCACAAAAAUUUGACCCAUGCCACCUUGUUGAACUCAAUUUGUCUUACAGUCAGCUUCAGAAACUUUGGGGAGGAACUAAGAAUCUCAAGAUGCUGAAGGUGGUCAGGCUGUGUCAUUCCCAGCAGCUAACUGAUAUUAACGAUCUUUGUAAAGCUCAAGAUCUCGAGCUAUUAGAUCUCCAAGGGUGUACACAAUUGCAGAGUUUUCCAGCCAUGGGUCAGUUGCGGCUUCUCAGAGUUGUGAACCUUUCAGGUUGCACAGAGAUCAGAAGCUUCCCAGAGGUUUCACCAAAUAUUAAGGAACUACAUCUACAAGGAACUGGUAUCAGAGAACUCCCAGUAUCCACUGUGACCCUCUCCUCGCAAGUUAAGCUGAACAGAGAGCUUUCCAAUCUUCUAACAGAAUUCCCGGGAGUUUCAGAUGUUAUAAACCAUGAGCGACUAACAAGCCUGAUCAAACCCGUGUCAGCUAAUCAACAUCUUGGUAAACUUGUUCGCCUGAAUAUGAAAGAUUGUGUUCAUUUGACAAGUCUGCCUGACAUGGCUGAUUUAGAAUUACUUCAAGUUCUUGAUCUCUCUGGAUGCUCAAAUCUCAACGAUAUUCAGGGUUUCCCACGAAACCUGGAAGAAUUAUAUCUUGCUGGGACGGCCAUAAAAGAAUUUCCACAGCUUCCCUUGAGUCUUGAAAUCUUGAAUGCACAUGGUUGUGUGUCUCUUAUAUCAAUUCCUAUCGGUUUCGAGCAGCUUCCUAGGUACUACACAUUCAGUAACUGUUUUGGUCUUUCGGAAAAAGUGGUCAACAUUUUUGUAAAGAAUGCUUUGACUAAUGUUGAGCGCCUCGCAAGGGAGUAUCAUCAACAACAGAAACUCAACAAAUCUCUAGCUUUCAGCUUCAUUGGGCCUUCACCUGCAGGGGAAAAUCUAACAUUUGAUAUGCAACCAGGAUCUUCUGUGAUUAUACAACUGGGCUCUUCUUGGAGAGAUACGCUUGGAGUUGCCGUAUUAGUACAAGUUACAUUUUCGAAGGAUUACUGCGAGGCUAGUGGUGGUUUUAACGUUACUUGUGUUUGCAGAUGGAAAGAUAAGGAUUAUGUCUCUCAUAAGCGAGAAAAAGACUUCCAUUGUUGGCCUCCAGAGGAAGAAGGUGUUUCAAAGGACCACACGUUCGUCUUCUGUGAUCUCGAUAUUCAUCCUGGUGCCUGUGAAGAAAAUGAUACCGGCAUAUUAGCUGAUCUUGUCGUAUUUGAGUUCUUUACUGUGAACAAGCAGAAGAAGCUAUUAGAUGAGAGUUGUACUGUGACGAAAUGUGGAGUAUAUGUGAUAACUGCUGCAGAUCGAGAUACAAGCCCUAACAUGACUCCAUCAUUUGAUUACCUGCAGGAGCUUUCUGAUAAUGAUGCUCGAAACGUAUAUGAUGGCUUAGACGAGGAUGAAAGAACUUUAUUUCUUUACAUUGCGUGUCUGUUCAAUGAUGAGGAAGCUUAUUUGUUGGCACCACUUAGCAAUGGCUUGGAAAUUAGUUCUGGGAUCAAGAUCUUAACCGAUAAGUCUCUCAUACAUAUAUCUCCAUACGGUGUUUUAGUACGAGAAGGCUUACUUCAGAAAAUAGGUAUGGAGAUGAUCAAUAGACGGAGACAGGCGCAAGCUUUGACCAAUUUAGCAGAUAUAGCCGGAGUGGAUUCUCGGAAGUGGGAUAAUAACGCUAACAUGAUAGAGAACUUGCCUCACUCCUUCAAGAUGCACUCUUCAAUGUGCUUAGCCUUGAAGAAAUUAGUUGAUAGAGUCAUGAAAAUAUUUCCUGAAAUAGAAGCUGCUAGACCCGGAUCUUCCACAGCGAUACAGCCUCUCAACGAAGCUUUGGAGAAAGCUAAGCUGCUUCUUCAAUACUGCAGUGAAUCCAGUAAACUCUACAUGGCAGUAACAGGAGAUGAUAUACUCACAAGAGGUUCUAGAUCCAAAAAGUUAUUAGAACAAAGCUUAGCUGACAUCAGAACCAUGGUUCCUACUGCUUUGGCUAUCCAGAUACUUGAGGUUCUCCAGGAUCUUAAGUCAACAGAGUUGUCUCUAGAAUCAUCUGAAGAAGAAGCUGGGAAAGAUAUUAGGGAACUGAUGCGACAAAGCACAUCUUCUUCUGUGUCUUCUGAUGAGAUCAGAGAUUUCCACUUUGCAGCCCUAAAGCUCCAGCUCUCAACACCUGAAGCCGUUGCGGUAGAGAGAAGGUCCUUAAAGUCGCUUUAUGGGAAGCUAGGCGAGUGUGAAGGGAACAAGAGACAGAUUCUGAAGUAUCUCCUCUGCCUCCUGAAGAAGCAUGAGAAAAUCAUAUGGAGAGAUCACAAAGAUAACUCUCUCACACUGCAUCAGUCUUCGAAUGAUUCUGUGUGUGCUGGUGUUGCAGAUGCCGGGUGUUCUGAGGAAUACAAUGCAACACUUCCCGAGCAUUUCAAAUGCCCUCUUUCUCUUACCGUGAUGUAUGAUCCUGUCAUCAUUUCUUCGGGCCACACGUUUGAGAGGAUGUCGAUUCAGAAAUGGUUUGAAUGUAAUGAUUCAUGUCCUGUAUCGAAAAGGAUACUGGAUGAUUUCACAUUGCAGUCCAACGUAGCAAUGAAGGAUCAGAUAUCAAAAUGGUGCUCCAAGAAGGGUCUUGAUGUUCAAGAUCCAGCAAUGAAGCACGUAAACGCUUCACAUAAUCUUGACUUCUCCAUUCCUAGUUUUUCAAGUCCUCUGUACAAUAUCUCAGACCUCAGCUGUUUCAGGAGUAGUGACAUCAGUUCUAGCUUCUCCACUGAAUCAGAAACAGAAAUCAGAGAUUCUACUCACAGCGAGUGGGAGAUAGAACCCUUAUGUGAACUCAGUAAGCUUCCAUGGAAUGCGCAGGUCAAGGUUGUUCAAGAUGUAAGAAGUCUUUUUGAGCAAGAUUCUAAGGCUGCUCGGUCUAUGUCGCCGAGUAAAUUUAUUGAGCCACUUGUCACAUUCUUGAAGAAUGCUCAUGAAAGAAAUGGCACUGACGUAGUAAAGGAUGGAUUGGAGUUAUUAUUGACUUUCCUCAGUGGAAACCGAAGGGCUAUAGACUCUCUGGGAGAAGAAGUAUUUGAAAUGUUGUGUGUCUUUCUCGGGUCUGAGUUAGUAGCUGAAGAAACUCUAAACGUACUCGAGGUUCUCUCUAACCACCCACACAGUCUCUCCAAGAUAACUUCAACAGGCUCUCUCUCUUGCCUUUUGAAGAUCGCUGAGUCUGGAGCAGAAAAUCUUCAAGAACAAGCAAUGAUCACACUCAAGAAGCUGUGUUCAAGCAAUGAGAUUUGUCUGGAAAUGGUCUCUCUCGGUUUUGUCCAGAAGUUAACAUCUUUCUUGCAACAAAACGUCUUCAGCAAACACUCAAUCAUCAUGCUGAAGAAUCUCUGCAACACGGAGAAAGGUCGGGUUUGUGUAACCGAAACCCCGGGUUGUUUAGCUUCAAUAUCUGAUUUAUUGGACUCAAAUGUUUCCGAGGAGGUAGAGAAUGCAAUCUCCAUUCUCCUCCAGCUCUGUGUGGAGAAGAUAGAGUAUUGCUAUCUUGUGGUGAGAGAAGGCCUUAAUAUCUACUCAUCUCUUCUCUUGAUAUCCAACAACGGAACCGAGGAAGCGAAGGUGGGUGCAUCUGAAUUGCUUAGAGCUCUUGAAGAAGUAGAAGAAGUAGAAGAAGAAGAAGAAUCCUCCACACCACAAGAAGAAGCAACUACUUCACAGGUUGUUACUCAUCAGGAACCUAUAACAAAACCAUCUCCAAAGAAUUCUGGUCUUUUUGGACUCAGUUUCUCCAUUUCCAAGAAGAAGAUAAAACUAUAAGUUUUGUUAGGCUGUUUUUAACUUACCUUUUUAAGAAGCUAUCAUUUUUUGUGGUUCUCUUUGUUGAAUUCUGUAACCCAAACCCUUGGUUGUUUAGCUUCAGAAUCUGAGUUACUGGAAGCAAAUGUUCCCAAGGAGUUAGAGAAUGCAAUUGCCAUGUGCAGAGAAGAUAGAGUAUUGCUAUCGUGUGGUGAGAGAAGCGUUGAUAUUUACUCAUUUCUUCUAGAACCCAGGAAGGGAAGGUGCGUGCAUCUGAAUUGCUUAAGAGUUCUUGAUGAAGUAGAAGAAGAAUCCUCCACAACAGAAGAAGGAAUAGUCCAAGAUCUUUCUUAGUUCAACUGUGCCGACUCUAAAAUCAUCCGAGAAGCAGCUGUGAAAGCAGUUAGGGAACUGGUUCUAUGGAGCACAUCUUAUUCUGUGUCGUCUGAUGAGAUCAGAGAUUUCCAUUGUGCAGCAUUCCACAGGCCACAACUUUAAGAGGAUGUGGUUUCAGAAAUGGCUCCACGAAGAAAUGGUGCCGCAGAGAUAAACGCUUGGAUUGGAAGUUAUUGGCUACCCUUAGUAAAAACAUGAGGGCUAUGGAAUCUUUAGAAGUAUGUUCCACCUUGGCCCAUUGGGAGACGGUCUUACGGGUAGUUUGUUCCGCCCUCGACAGGGAGAUGAACAAGAAAGUUCCCGGUAAGAACAGCGUUUGUUAAGAAAAAGGAACUCGCAGUAACGCAGUAAUUCUUAAUGUGUUUGCAUAUCUCCCUUAAGGACGUUAUGUUGUCUCCUCGUGGGAACAGCUUUAAAGAUGUUGAUAUAUAGUCUACGAGCAUAUGUAUUCUGGUUGGAAUCAGAUUCAUUAAACC
This is a messenger RNA of Brassica rapa (field mustard), 6951 nucleotides long. Its product is annotated as disease resistance protein RRS1. Gene Ontology annotation, molecular function: ADP binding; ubiquitin-protein transferase activity. The record is from RefSeq and is a predicted model, not a curated record. NCBI's taxonomy places the organism in Eukaryota, Viridiplantae, Streptophyta, Magnoliopsida, Brassicales, Brassicaceae. Gene Ontology annotation, biological process: protein ubiquitination; signal transduction; defense response.